Messenger RNA from Moneuplotes crassus, 1360 nucleotides. NCBI's taxonomy places the organism in Eukaryota, Ciliophora, Spirotrichea, Euplotida, Euplotidae. The record is from the annotation of a GenBank genome assembly.
UUUUAAAUAUAGAAAUAUUUAUUAAGAAUAAAAAGUUAUCAAUAACAUGAAUCCCCAAUUUCCAAGAUUAAGAGAUAAUAGAAGAGGCCCUAUUCUUAAAAGAAAUGCGAUCAGUCCUAUAUUUAGCAACUUCGGAUCAAAUCCUAACGAAAAACAGAAAAAUAGAGAGAAAUUUGUUCCCUUUGCAUCUUCACCAAUCCAGCUGAAUAGAACCUUAAGAACUGCUCAAGGCAAAGAAUUCAGAGAUCAGUUUGGAAACUAUAUUGAAAAGUUUGGAGGUUUACACAAUCCUGGUUUUUCACACAACAAUUUGUUUGAUAAUUCCUCUAAUGGAUGGAACAAAUUUUUGGGAAUUAUAAAACAAACACCUACCCAAGAAAAUACUGUGAAUGUUAUUAAGAACAUGAAGGCUAAAUAAGAAAAUAAUUGAAUCUGUUCAUAGCAAUAAGAAUAAAUAAAUUGUUAUUGGAGAACGAGAACAUUCUUAAAUGCUAUGCAUUUAAUACCUUCCUUAAGGAAAAAUCAGAUGGCAAAAAGAAAGGUCUUGAUAUCCAGUUUAAAAGAAAUAAAAGAGGGAGCUCGGCAAAGAGACCAAGCAGAACUGAUACCAGCAAAAUGAUUGUUAGCUUACUUGGGGAUACUCACUUUUUAAAUGAAGUUAAGCAAAGCACCAAAGAGCUAUUCUAUAAUGAGACCAGAGUAAAAUCUGAAGAAACCCCGAUAGAAAGAUUGACAAAAAUAAAGACUCCUACAAACAUGAGAGAAAAAUUUAAAGAACAGCCAAAAACUUGGAAAAAGAAGAUGACUCCGAAAGAUAAAUUAUUGACAAUUCAAUACACAAUGAGAAGUAGUAGAAGGAUUAAAGAUAUCCGAGAUUCAAUGAAGAGAUGCACUCUAUUUACAAGAGAAUCAGUGUUCAAAUAAAAAUGGCCAACAAAAGUUCAGUUUCUUAAACAAAAGUGAUAGAAACAGCGCAUUUUACAACCUGAUAAAGUUGAACAAUCUGUCAAGUACUAAAAAGCAUGAAGAAAGCCAAUGUAGCUUCUCAACUGAAUCUGAGAAAGAAAAUGAAGAUACAGUAGACGAUACUGAGUUUGAUAGACACAGAGGCUUCUUAAUUCCAUCUAUGAAUCCGCAUUAUUCUAUUGUUUCUAGUAAGAAGAGCUUUACAGUCCAAGAUGAUGUUAUUAACGAAGAUGAAGAAGAUGACGGGCAUCCUCUUGAUAGCACUCCUAAACUUAAUGAGUUAAAAAAUAUUAAAAAGAAUUUUACUGUGGUAAAAUCUAGAGAUCAUCUUAGCAAUAUUGAGAGAGCAAAGAAAACAAUCACUAAUUUUUCUGGAUUAAUAAACUUAAAAUAA